AUGGUGCUUGCAAAACGGAAGGUGGAUCGUCGCCGGCAGAAGAGACGUGCGGAAGAAAAGCCAGUGAUCCCGCUGUGGAAGGAGGUGGAAUACUACGAGGAGUACCAGCGGUGUCUCCGCGCGCGCGUGGGUCCGUCCCGCACUGCUGCCAUCGUCCGUGGCGCGCUCCACGUGGUGAGCAUCGGCACCAACGGCUUCCUGGAAAACUACUUCCUGCCGCUGGCCACGGGGCGGUUCGCGCAGUUCACGCCGCCCGAGUUCGAGGACUUCCUCGUCGCCGGCGCGCGGCAGUUCCUGGCGCGGAUCCACCGCCUCGGCGCGCGCAGGGUCACCUUCGCGGGGCUCGCCGCCAUCGGCUGCCUGCCGCUCGAGCGCACCACCAACGCGCUCCGCGGCGGCGGCUGCGUGGAGGAGUACAACGACGUGGCCAGGAGCUUCAACGCCAAGCUGCAGGCCAUGGUGCGCGGCCUCAGGGACGAGUUCCCCAGGCUCAGGCUCGCCUACAAACCCGGAAAUUUUUGGUGA
Molecule: messenger RNA, 525 nt
Organism: Sorghum bicolor (sorghum)
Lineage: Eukaryota; Viridiplantae; Streptophyta; Magnoliopsida; Poales; Poaceae
Product: GDSL esterase/lipase At2g04570
Exons: 2
Coding region: 1-525 (174 amino acids)
Molecular function (GO): hydrolase activity, acting on ester bonds
Source: RefSeq, a predicted model, not a curated record